This is a messenger RNA of Diprion similis, 2546 nucleotides long. RefSeq names its product DNA-dependent metalloprotease dvc-1 (gene mh). Gene Ontology annotation, cellular component: nucleus. NCBI's taxonomy places the organism in Eukaryota, Metazoa, Arthropoda, Insecta, Hymenoptera, Diprionidae. Gene Ontology annotation, biological process: DNA repair. Bases 248 to 2008 code for a protein of 586 amino acids. The record is from RefSeq and is a predicted model, not a curated record. Gene Ontology annotation, molecular function: single-stranded DNA binding; polyubiquitin modification-dependent protein binding; metalloendopeptidase activity. The transcript has 6 exons.
AAUUUUGACUCGCGGCCACCUUCAUGACGAAUGGGACGUCAGUAGGGAUGAGGGAUAUUUAAAUGGAUCUCGUUGUCAACACGUCGCGAGAAAUCUUUUUUUUCGCCUUUAAUGCUACGAAUUGAAUCUAACAUCGUCGAGUGUCAGGCUUUUCAAUUUCCGUUGAAAACGAUUCCUCGAUAGUGCCUGAAAUGCUACUUUGAGAUUUUAUGAUUCUGGGUGGGAGAACGACAUUGCGAGGUUAGCAAUGAAUAACGCCGGCGACAUAGCUUUAGCCCUGGAAAUACACCAGAGGUUGAACAAUAACGUCGGCGUCACGGAGAACGCGAUUCUCCCAAAAAAUGCGCAGGGAAAGGAGUACAUUCCUAGAACUUUGGUAGAUCACACUCUGGAGCUAAUCGAUCCAACUCCGAAUAUUUAUACGUUGUUUGUCCAGUUCAAUACCAGAUAUUUCUGGAAUAAGCUGUUGCCUGUUGAGGUUAAAUGGAGCAACAGAAUGACGACAUGCGCCGGCGUGUGUUCGUUCCACCCACGAAAUAAACAGUGUGUUAUUACAUUGAGCGCACCUCUUCUCAAGUUACGGCCUAGGAAAGACCUUGUUGAAACACUUCUGCACGAAAUGAUUCACGGAUAUUUAUUUCUCACAAACAAUAACAGGGACAGGGAUGGUCAUGGUCCAGAGUUCCACAAACAUAUGUAUCGGAUAAAUAAGGAAGCUGGAACAGACAUAAGCGUAUAUCAUGACUUCCACGAUGAGGUGAGACUGUAUCAACAGCAUUGGUGGCGCUGCAAUGGUCCCUGCCAAAAACGGGCCCCGUAUUUUGGUACUGUAAGGCGUGCAAUGAAUCGAGCCCCUGGGCCAAACGAUAACUGGUGGAACAUGCACCAGCAGACAUGCGGCGGACAAUUUAUAAAGGUCAAAGAGCCUCAGAAAGAACCAGCAAAAAGUAAAAAGCCUUCUGGAAAAAAACUUCCCGAUAUUCCAAAAUCGAAAGAUAUCUCAGAUUGGCUUACUAAACCUGACAAACCCAAAAACCAUACACCUCUUAAGACAAUCAUACCGCCAAAGAAAUCAACGAACGAUCCCAUUGUUUCUAAAACUGUUAGCAAUGCUGUCCCAUCAUCAAGUAAUCCAUCUACAUUUACGAAACUUGGGAAUACUUCUAACAAUAUUCAUGGAUGGGGCACAGGAGGUCCUAGCUGUUCGGCAAAUGUUCCAACGACGUCAAACGCUGGUACGAAGACUCCGAAAUUUCGUUCAAACGGAGUUCUCGGCGGUUCUGGACGUGGAAAAAGCAAUCUGCUGGAUAAGUUUCCAUUGUCAAAAGUAAUCGAACCAAAAAAAUCUACGAGUAUAAAACCUGAAUUAAAGAGUGGCACUGAUAUUGCAGUGAACAGUGAGAUAGUUGAUCUGUGCGAAACGCCAAACAAACGAAAAAGUACCAAUCACAUUACGACUGGCAACAAAAUUCCAAAGACAGAUGGUGACAAAUUUCCAGAGAGAACAAAGUGUCCUGUGUGCGAUAAACCUGUGAACAUUUCGAAGCUUAACGAUCAUCUUGACGAAUGUUUAAUAUCUGCCUCAGGCAGCGAUCGGAAUCACAGUACUCCAAAAUCAUCCAAAUACUCAAAUAACAAUCUGCAUGAUUCGCCGCAAGCUAGUGAAAUGAAUAUAAAAUCUAGUCCUAUUGUUAUACACGAUUCAAGUGGUUCCGACAUCCUUCUGAGCCCGCCAAUCAUUGAAGGCAAGCGAAAGUGUCUCGUUUGCGACGAGUUUAUUGAUCCAGGUGUCACAUUGAGCGAUCAUCUAGAAGCAUGCAUUGGGUCUGCCUUCACGGAUGAUUCCAUUCCUGAAUUCGAAGAAAACGACGAAACUACAAAUGGUGACCGACCACAAGAAAAAAGUUUUCCCUGCCCCAUUUGUAUGAAGUUCAUUAAGGAGAACGUUAUGAACCAACAUUUGGAUACCUGCCUUAGCAAAGAUCUGUUGAAAAACUAUAUAGAAUAAAAGAUUAUAUUCAAUCAGGUACAAAGUCAGUACGAGUUUCUGCAAACAGAUAUUUAAAGCCUUGAAGUGUUCUUUUAGUCACAUAAAAAUUAAACUGAUAAUUUAUAAUUACUAUUUCAUCUACUCGUGAUAAUUGUAUUCUUUGUUUUAAUCGACAUUGGUUAUUUAUGUUUUUUAUUGUGCUUUAAGAUUUCCGUCAUUUUUUCUGUAGUUUUUAUAUUCGAGUUAAUUUAAUUGAAUAGAAGGAUGGCGUCAAUUGUUAUAUAAAUGAAGAUCAUUGGAUUGGUAACUCUUAAGAAAUACAGCUUCAAAUACUAUUGUUUAAAUGUACAUACACUAUUAUAUAAUAAUAAUAAUUAUUUUAUGUUUAGUUUUGACCGUAGAAUACAAAGUCAAAAUAAAUAUUGUUACUUUUCUAAAAUUUACUCAUUAACCAGUCACGAUUUUUUUUCAUAUUAAAUCCUAUAAGGUGUAUAAAGUAUUUACGAACAUUUAAUAUUUAAUCAAUACUACUUCCUAAUCUAGGUAAUUUCUUCAC